Molecule: messenger RNA, 1185 nt
Organism: Ilex paraguariensis (yerba mate)
Lineage: Eukaryota; Viridiplantae; Streptophyta; Magnoliopsida; Aquifoliales; Aquifoliaceae
Source: the annotation of a GenBank genome assembly
AUGGCUUCCGCUGUCAAAAAGGUUUUGGUUCCGAUUGCGAAUGGGACGGAGCCGAUGGAGGCGGUGAUUACUAUCGAUGUACUGCGAAGAGCUGGUGCUGAUGUUACGGUGGCUUCUGUGGAGAAGCAGCUUCAAGUUGAUGCGUGUCAUGGAGUGAAGAUCGUUGCCGAUGCCCUAAUUGCUGACUGUGCUGAUAGUGUCUUUGACCUCAUCUCUCUACCUGGAGGAAUGCCUGGUGCAGCCACUCUUAGAGACUGUAAAACUUUGGAAAGCAUGGUGAAAAAACAGGCUGCAGAUGGACAGCUCUAUGCUGCAAUUUGUGCAGCUCCUGCUGUUGCACUUGGGUCAUGGGGCCUGCUGAAGGGGUUGAAAGCAACUUGUUAUCCUUCAUUUAUGGAGCAGUUGUCAUCUUCUGCAACUGCAGUGGAAUCAAUAGUUCAGCCUGAUGGCAAUGUUGUGACAAGUCGUGGACCUGGUACUGCCAUGGAGUUUUCUGUUGCACUGGUUGAGCAAUUAUUCGGGAAAGAGAAAGCUGAUGAAGUUUCUGGGCCUCUGGUUAUGCGUUCCAAUCAUGGGGAUGAAUAUACUAUUGUUGAGCUAAAUUCAAUGGAGUGGACAUUUGAUGAUUGCCCUCAGAUUCUUGUACCAAUUGCUAAUGGAACGGAGGAGAUGGAAGCUAUUAUUAUCAUUGAUGUACUGCGACGAGCUCAAGCCAAAGUUGUAGUGGCAUCUGUUGGAGAUGAACUAGAAAUUGUGGCUUCUCGAAAAGUAAAACUAGUGGCAGAUAUGCUACUUGAUGAGGCUGCCAAACGUCCAUACGAUCUUAUUGUUUUGCCUGGUGGACUUGGUGGCGCCCAAGCAUUUGCAAGCUCAGUAAAACUCGUAAAUUUGCUAAAGAAGCAAAGGGAAUCAAAUAGACCCUAUGGAGCAAUAUGUGCAUCACCAGCUUUAGUCCUGGAGCCACACGGGUUACUCAAGGGCAAAAAGGCCACAGCCUUUCCUGCAAUGUGCAACAAGCUGUCAGAUCCAAGUGAGGCAGAGAACAGGGUUGUGGUUGAUGGCAAUCUCAUCACUAGCAGAGGACCAGGAACAGCCAUGGAGUUUGCACUGGCAAUCACAGAGAAGCUGUUCGGGCGGAAGAACGCAAUAGAGCUUGCAAAAACGAUGGUUUUUGUACGUCCAUAG